Messenger RNA from Prosopis cineraria, 1126 nucleotides. Its product is annotated as DNA replication complex GINS protein PSF3-like. Gene Ontology annotation, biological process: mitotic DNA replication initiation. The record is from RefSeq and is a predicted model, not a curated record. Gene Ontology annotation, cellular component: GINS complex. Bases 230 to 787 code for a protein of 185 amino acids. Lineage: Eukaryota; Viridiplantae; Streptophyta; Magnoliopsida; Fabales; Fabaceae. The transcript has 7 exons.
UUCUUAUAUUGGUUUACAUUUUUUUUUCAUGGGUUCUCCUAUCUUCUUCAAUCUUUGAUCUUGCUGUGCCCUAAUUGCUUGUCCUAGUGCUUCUCAUGUCCCCUAACUUGGGAUGAUUGUGACUGUGUAAAGCAUUCCGAGUUAAUUGGUCUCCCGUGAAAAUUUUCACUACUAAGCUGUCCUCAAUGGGUCAGGAUAAAGUGUCAGAGUAGCAAUCUGGAAGUUUUUGAUGGCAAACUACUAUGACAUUGAUGACAUUAUCACAGAGGAAGAGAUUGUAUCAGUUAUAUUCCAAAAGGUAGCGUCAGGAGUGGGAAUAGAUCCCAGCUCUGAAACUGACUGUAUUGAAACAGGUUCCAAGGUGGAACUGCCUUUCUGGCUCGCUCAUGAAUUACAACUGAGACAAGUAGUAUCAAUCAACAUUCCCUCUUGUUUUGAUCAAAAAACUAGACUAGAGAUUCAGGCUGAUUGUGCCAGUGUGGAUCUGAGGUCUCGAUGUCCAUUCUUUUAUGAAUUUGGAUGCAAGAUAGCACCCGUGGUUGGUGAUAGGACAAUUGGGUUCCUGCUCUUGUCUGCAUUUAAGAAUAGGUACAAGGAAGUCCUCACCAAGGCACAUACCGCAGCAUUUUCAGCUGCUUCCAAAUUCUGGUCAAUUCUAACAAAUGAAGAGAUGAAUUUGUAUGAGGCAGCUCAGUCCUCCAUGGCAUCCUUUAAGAAGUGGCGAAUUGGGGGACCUAGAUUUCAGAAAGCCCCUGUUCUUGGAAGAAAGAGAAAAUCAACCGAAUAGUUAUUUUUGGCAAAAAAAAAAAAAAGGUGUUUGACAUCUCUCAAUGUUAAUUAUUUUUGGAGUAAUCUCUGUAAAUUCAGCUUAUUUCUAUGAACCCCAGGAUUGGGGGUAGAGGGUCUCCUUUUCUUUUUGCUUCCCCAAUCUCGACCAAUCAUUAAUUUUAUAAUUAUAAAAAUUCAUUUAAUAAAAUGAUAUGAAUGGUGGGGAUGGAAAAAGUGGAGGGAAAAGAAGGGGAAAAAAGGGUGAGACCUCUCUCCCUAGGAUUGGCCACUUAUAAGGUUUUUUUUCCCCUCCCCAUAAAGAGGAUAUUGAAAGAUUUGAUCAAAUACAACUUUUACC